UGAAGAGCCUUAUCCUAAAAACACAACAAAGGGAAGGGCAGAUUGCGUGGAAGUUUAGCCACGCUGGCAUCCGCUAUCUCCGUACCCUGAAAUGGACUCCUAUUCUGGUUUGUCUUAGGCUUUCUGUGCGGCUGGCCAACGCUGCUCACCCCCCACCCCACCCCCCCAGCAAACGAGGUCUCUUCCUGGGACCACCCCGAGAUCCCUUGUGGAUUUCAUGGAGACAGCAACACUCCUGCCUUCUCAUUUUAGGAGAAGCACCGGCUGGGGUACCGUUAUGUCCUGCUUAACCCAGGUCUGGCACACCGAAGUGCCAGAAUCUCCCCCUUCGACUCCCCAAAGUCCUAUCCCGGUGGACGCCCACGAGAGACCCAUCCCACUCAACCCGAUCGUCAUCACGUCUCCCUCUGUGGAAAACAGGCCCGCCGUCUGUUCUCCCGUGGGGUCUCCAUUGAGCUCGCCCGUCGAUGGGAAGACCAGGCUGGGCUCCCCGACGGAGCGGCCCACCUCGCCGAUCGAAUGCUCCAUCUGCUUCAACACCUACGACAACCUCUUCAAGACGCCCAAGGUGCUCCAGUGCCAUCACACUUUCUGCUUGGAGUGUUUGGCCCGGCUGACGGCCGCCUUGCCGCCCAACCGCGUGGAAGACCAGCUCCCGUGCCCCUUCUGCCGGCAGCUCACCGAGAUCCCGCUUGAAGGCGCGCCGGGUCUCCAGACGUGCAGAGAGGUGAUGGCCACCCUGCCACCAGAGCUCCGGAAGGAGAAGGCCCUCUGGAUGGAAGGCACCAAGUUGUGUUGCCGCCAGUGCUCCGAUCCCGAGAAUGGCCACACCUGCGUCACCAUCGACAUCGCCCCCAGCAAGCCAGAAGUCCCCGAGACCCCCACCGAGGGCUUCAUCGGGCGCCUCUCCCGCUGCUCGAUAUGCGACGACUGGAAACGCGUCGUCCUGCUCUCUAUCCUCAUCAUCAUCCUCUUCUGCAUCAUCCUCUGGCCCGUCCAGUGUAUCGUCAAGACGGGGAACUUGAAGUGCCUCAACAAGUUGGGCUACCCGCGGCCGAAUUACGUGCCUUACCACCUCACCACCCCGCCUCCCGCGCUGGACCUCACCAAGUUCACGGAGUGA
This is a messenger RNA of Pseudonaja textilis, 1123 nucleotides long. RefSeq names its product ring finger protein 223 (gene RNF223). Gene Ontology annotation, molecular function: ubiquitin protein ligase activity. The record is from RefSeq and is a predicted model, not a curated record. Gene Ontology annotation, biological process: protein ubiquitination. NCBI's taxonomy places the organism in Eukaryota, Metazoa, Chordata, Lepidosauria, Squamata, Elapidae.